UUAACUUGGGGACAGUUUGCUCAGUAUUAUUUAACAGAAUUUAAUCGUGAAAUCAUCAAGUGUAAAAUGUGUCCACCUGGCACUUUCUGGAAUGGAAACUGUUACAAAGACGGUGGUCAGGCAAUAUGUCAGGACUGUUCCGAUGGACACUUUACAAACGCCUACAAUCGAGAGUUGUAUUGUAGAAGGUGUACAGAAUGCAAAGGAAAUAAUCAACCAUCAGGUGAAGUUAUGGCAGAGGCAUGUACACGACUUCACGACACGAAAUGUGAGUGUAAACCGGGUUACUGGAGGGAAAAAGGAAGGGUCGGCGAUUGUCGAGAAGUAUCGCCGUGUAAGCCUAGAUAUGGCGUAAAGAAAAUAGCGGACAGUCACAACAAUACAACAUGCGAGAGAUGUGUUAACGGGAAGACCUUCUCCAACAUCAGUUCCGAGGUGGCGACUUGCCAGAACUGUUCAGUUUGUCCUGAGGGAUGGGCGCAGAAAACGCCUUGUAACGAAUCAAACGAUACUGUGUGCAUUCCAAAAGGUGAUUUAUCAUUGUAA
Molecule: messenger RNA, 546 nt
Organism: Mya arenaria
Lineage: Eukaryota; Metazoa; Mollusca; Bivalvia; Myida; Myidae
Product: tumor necrosis factor receptor superfamily member 11B-like
Exons: 2
Coding region: 67-546 (159 amino acids)
Biological process (GO): signal transduction; immune response; apoptotic process
Cellular component (GO): membrane
Molecular function (GO): protein binding; transmembrane signaling receptor activity
Source: RefSeq, a predicted model, not a curated record